AUGGCAGAAGUGUUGAAUAGGCUAUCAAACAAAGUAGUUUCCAUAGGAAAACACAUUAAAAAAGACUCAAUUUUACCAAAAUUAUUUUCCCAAAUUGGGAGUUUCUACCAGAAACUACAUGUAACGAACAACGAAUCCAAUGUUGAUGAGAUUGAAAUAGCCAGAACAGCUUAUUUCAUCUUCAUUAAACAUCUCAUGAACGACCAAAGGAUUUUUGAGAUUUUCUUUAGCGACAGCUUUUUUCUACAGUGUAUGUUGUCGUUUUUGUUCGAAGAGAAUUUGCAAAAUUACGCAAUCGAAAUUAUUUCAUCUUAUAUCCAGAUAACUAGAUCAGCUGAGUUCAUUUCUCCGCUUCAGAGUGUAAUAGCGUUGACUAUUUCGAGCCUUCCUUCUCCGAAACAUGCUGAAUUGUUGUUGAAUUUACUGAAUAUGUUAAAUGACAACUUGGCAAUUCGAAGAAACAUGUGUAUCAUAUUCUCCCCGAUCUGUCCAUCAAUUAUACAGGUAAUGCUACGCCCCGAUAUCCUUACAACCCUUUUUGAAACGUGUGCAACGUUUUUGGCAAUAAUGUCACCUUUUUAUACAUUUAAUGUUCCGUUAACAGAAAGAUCUACAAUUUUUUCUGACAAAAACGAUGAUGUUUUAUUUGUGAGAAUGAUACAAUUAUUAGCAGGAGACAUCGUAUCAGCGAUAUUCCCAACAUUUAUUGUGAAACAACCAAUAGCUUUGAAAGUAAUGAUUUUGAUGUUUUACAAUACAAAGAAAAUUAAAGAUGUUGCCGAUUUCGCUUUGAAUUUGUGUAAAUUCUCCCCUGUAAAUAUCCAAAAAUUCGCUUCUAUAGAUUUGUCAAAAUUUUUGACAGAUAUAUUGGAAGAAGAAAAGAAAUCGCCGACUUUGGAUGAAGAAACAAUCGGAAUUUUUCUUAAUAUUUAUGGAAUGACUGCGGUUAUGUAUUCAAAUGCUGUAUCGGCCAUAAAGUUCAUCUCACUUUUGACACCGACAACAAACAACACAAUUUCUAAUUACCAACUGAAGUAUUUUGAUUGUUUGAAUUACAUUGCUUCGACUUCUUUGAAUGAACCAAAAAGUUGUUUGACAUUAAACGGUUUUUCUGUCAAAAAUAAACUUGAUGGCAAAGAUUUAACGAAAGAUGGAUUUACUGUUACUGCAUGGGUAUGGAUAGCGCAGAAUGAGAAUAGUUAUAAAGUUAACAUUUGGGAGAUUUCAGAUGGAAAUGACGCAAUAGGAAUUUUUUUACAAGGAACAAAAAUUUAUUUUCAUCAAACAAACGGAGAUUUUGAAAGCCAAGGAAAAAUUUCAGUGAAUUUACAACUGAAUCAUUGGCAUUUUGUCGCAAUUUCUUACUCAAAGGAUGAAAAUACAGGUAUGAUAACUUAUGCUGUUAAUUCUAAUGAAUCCGACCAAAUGAGAGUGACACUUUUAGACUUCACUUCACAUUGGGAAAAUGCUGUUAUGGAAUUUGGUGGAAAACUAUCUGAGAAUGUUCCUGUACCAAGCAGAGUUACGAAUACAGGAUUAUUUAGAUUGUUAUAUUACAAAGAAGUUAUGAAAAUAUAUGAAAUUGGAUUUGAAAACCAACAAAAUCUUCCUUUUUCACCUUAUUUGUUUUUUAAUGAUUUUCAUGAUCCAUCCAACAAAAUAAGGAAUGGAUUUGUAGAUAUAAUAAUAGAAAGAUGUGGUGUUGCUUGUUUAUUACCUUUGUUUUCUAUGAAUGAUUUAAGAUAUUCUAAUGGAGAAAAGUUUGAUUUACAAUUUGACAGCGCUUUGUGUUUAUUAAUUAAUAUUGUUAUGUAUUCAACAGACAGCCAGAUAUUGUUUUAUCAUGCACAUGGAUUUCAUAUUUUUAUUUAUUUAAUUAUGAAAUAUUGGAUAGAAAAAUUUAGUUUGAAAACUUAUAAUCAAUUAAUUGUUUCUUUGACAAGUUUCAAAGUUGACAUGCUACAACAAUAA
This is a messenger RNA of Trichomonas vaginalis G3, 1971 nucleotides long. RefSeq names its product platelet formation protein family. The transcript has a single exon. The record is from RefSeq and is a predicted model, not a curated record. Lineage: Eukaryota; Parabasalia; Trichomonadida; Trichomonadidae. Bases 1 to 1971 code for a protein of 656 amino acids.